This is a messenger RNA of Penicillium malachiteum, 1095 nucleotides long. RefSeq names its product transcription factor IIF subunit TFG2. NCBI's taxonomy places the organism in Eukaryota, Fungi, Ascomycota, Eurotiomycetes, Eurotiales, Aspergillaceae. The coding region runs from base 1 to 1095 and encodes 364 amino acids. Gene Ontology annotation, biological process: transcription by RNA polymerase II; transcription initiation at RNA polymerase II promoter. The record is from RefSeq and is a predicted model, not a curated record. The transcript is spliced from 4 exons. Gene Ontology annotation, cellular component: transcription factor TFIIF complex.
AUGGCGCAGGUCAAGCAAGACCCCGACGCCAUGUACAUCAAGCAAGACCCAGAUGACAAGAAAAUGACUCUUGCAGACUUUGAUGACGACGACCUCUACGAAGACGCCGGAGAUCUGGACUUUGCAGCCGCAAAUCAGCAUGUGUGGAUGUCACGACUUCCCCGUCAGCUUUGGGAAAACUGGGCGCAGAUCGAUGAUGAUGAAGAAAUUGAGAUUGGAACGAUCAGGAUAGAGGGGGAGCCAAAUGACCUGAAACGGGUCAGCUUGCGACUUCACGAUCGCCCAGACAAUAAGGACAUCCCCAAAGAUUACAUCCUGCAACAACAGACCGUCACAUCCACAAAUGCCUCACAUAUGACACAAAAUACCUUUGUUUUCACGGAAAAGGACGUCCCAGGAGCUGAGAACCGGAUGGCAGUCUUCGGCGAAACACGCUCGGCCCUAUAUGAGGCCAUGAAGCGCGAUGCCCGACGAAGGGAACAGGGCAAAAAAUGGGAGCCUUACAUGCGGAAGACAGUGCCCAAGCAAACUGCACUUAUCGGACGAGUCAGCGAGGAAUUCAAUUGUCUUCCAGUGGAAAAUGAGGAGUUCCGUCGAAUCUCAGAGAGGCGCGCCCUAGAUGCUCUGAAGCCCAAAAAGGAAACCAGAUUUAUCGAGAAGAUUCCCACUCAUAUUUUGCAGUCGCGUCAUGCUCUUCCGGUGGACACAGGCAACUUUGUGCAAGCCUCAAAACUGGCCAAGGCCAAGUCACAAGAAAACAAGUCUACACGUAUUGCCCAGAACGAGCUGCUGGACAUGAUUUUCGACUGCUUCCGACAGUACCAAUACUGGCCGUUUAAGGCUCUCAAGGCGAAAACUUCACAACCAGAAGCUUAUCUCAAGCAAACCUUGGAGUUGGUUGCUCACCUAGUAAAGUCUGGAGAUUUUGCAAUGACAUGGGAGCUGAAACCAGAAGCGCGGCAAGCUAACUAUGCAACCCAAACUUCGUAUGCGAAGGCUGAGCUGGCUCCAGCACCAGAGAACUAUGAUGAUGCCUCUGAUGAUGACCCAACUGCCUCGGGUGUGGCCACGGACCAUGAUGAGAUGAUCUUUUAA